GCCGCCUGCGCGAUGCUCCGCCUGCGGGAAUCCAUCGUGUCCCAUAUCCUCUCUUCACCCUCCGCCCCGGCCAUAUCCCCGCUCCGCCGCCUCCUCUCCGCCGCCGCGGCCCCCAUUUCUCCGAACCCCGGUGGAUUCGCCGUCGAGGACUACCUCGUCGACACCUGCGGCCUCACCCGGCCCCAGGCGCUCAAGGCCUCCCCGAAGCUCUCCCACCUCAAGUCCCCCGCCAACCCCAACUCCGUCCUCGCCUUCCUCUCCGGCCUCGGCCUCUCCAGCGCCGAUGCCGCCGCCGUCGUCGCCAAAGACCCGCUUUUCCUCUGCGUCGGCGUGGAGAGGACCCUGGGCCCCGUCGUCGACGGGCUCGCCGGCCUCCGCCUGUCGCGUCCCGACAUCGCCCGCCUCGUCUCGCUCGUCCGCAGCAACUUCCGCUGCAGAUCCGUCGUCUCCAAGGUGCACUACUACCUGCCCCUCUUCGGCUCCUUGGACAACCUCCUCCGUGCGGUCCGGCGCUCAUCCUACCUUCUCUCGUCGGACCUGGACAAGGUUAUCAGCCCCAAUGUCGAGUUCCUGCGGGAGUGCGGGCUAGGUGAUUGCGAUAUUGCCAAGCUGUGUUACCGUGUGCCGAGGAUGCUGACCACCAACCCGGAGCGCGUCCGGGCAAUGGCGGCGUGCGCCGAAAGAUUAGGGGUUCCCAGGGGCUCCGGCAUGUUCAGGGAAGCGCUGCACGCCGUCGCAUUCCUCAGUGAGGACAAGAUUGCUGACAAAGUGGAUUAUCUCAAGAAGACCAUCAAGUGGUCCGAUACUGAGGUGGCCAUUGCUCUGUCUAAGGCUCCGGUGUUGCUGAGGAAGUCCAAAGACCUGCUUACGCGCAGGUCUGAGUUCUUGCUAUCCGAACUAGGGUUGGAACCGGCCUACAUUGCUCGUCGGCCGGUGAUACUCUAUUAUAGCCUGGAGGGCCGGCUCAGGCCUCGACACUAUGUUUUAAAGUUUCUCAAGGAAACUGGAUUGGCCGAUCGCGACUGGAGCUUCUAUAAUGUGGUCACGAGGACCGAGAAGGAUUUCGUGGACAAGUACAUAUGCCCUCACAAGGAAGCUGCGCCACACCUCGCUCAAGACUAUGCAACCGCUUGCAAAGGGGAGGUGCCAACUAAUUUCAGAUUUUUACUUGAACCAAAAGUGGGCUGAGGAAAUUGGUUACUAUGUACUAUUGCGCAACAAAGUUUUCACUAUGCAUAGUAAGCUGGUAGUUCCUGUUUUCGGGUUCUUUGCCAAACUAGAUUGUUUGGUUAUUUUCUGUAGUAUG
Molecule: messenger RNA, 1306 nt
Organism: Triticum dicoccoides
Lineage: Eukaryota; Viridiplantae; Streptophyta; Magnoliopsida; Poales; Poaceae
Product: transcription termination factor MTERF8, chloroplastic-like
Exons: 2
Coding region: 13-1188 (391 amino acids)
Biological process (GO): regulation of DNA-templated transcription
Molecular function (GO): double-stranded DNA binding
Source: RefSeq, a predicted model, not a curated record